UUUCGGUCUUGUCUCCCCCCCUUGUCUCUUUGCGUAACUUUUCUUCCUCCUUCUGCGACCAAAUUCAGGUCUGUCGUUACAUUUCGCGCCUCUUUCAAUAUCCACUCAAUUCCAACUUCAACCUGCGGACCCCGUAUUCACUGCCGGUUUUCCUCUGGACUCUCGCGGCGCGUAGACGAUCCCGCGAUCUCCACUCCGUCAUUGAGAGACAAUAAUCCCUCCCGGCUUGGCUUGGGUUUGUUGGAGACGUGAGGCGAAGGAAACCUUGCCUCGGCCGCCCGUCGCUCUAGUCUGUUCUACGGAUAUCCCCCUCUGUACGGAUACACAUCUUAAAUACGACCGCCAACGCGCCCUCUCGGGCGAGGGCGCCUUCAGACAUCACGAGUUCCCCAAGUUGCCACCGCCCGACACUCAGUAUACGAAGAGUCUCAACCAGUUCGGCGGAGUUGAAACAGAGCUUCAAGACGGAUUUGAAGGCUCUUUGUGUUCCCCUGCCGACAUGAUUGCGUAUCGGCCUCGAAUCGUGUUUUGUUGAACUCGUUAUUGGCCCUUGUUUCUACACCUCUGCAUUGCUUUCUUUCCAUUGUUUUGAUUCAGCAUUUUGUUUAGAAGAGACUCUCGUCUCUUGUCGCAAGGCAUCAUAAUCAGCAGUUCCACUGUUACCAACCGCCAAGCCAGACCUCUUUUACACGUAAUCCGAUACUUGAUCCACUCGACGACGAAAACGACGGCGACGACAACGACGGCCAUGGUAUCUAACAUCGACGAAAAGGCGGUCCUGCCGGGUCGACGCCCCUCGCCCGCGCAGGACGCCACACGGAACGACAGCACCGGCACCGGCACCGGCUCCGGCAACCGGACCUCGCGCAGGCCGGGCGGCUGGUGGAAAGUGCACCUUUUCCGCGGCAUGGUCAACGACCUCCGUCGUCGGGCGCCUUUUUACGUCAGUGACUGGACCGAUGCCUGGGACUAUCGUGUGGUACCAGCCACGGUCUACAUGUAUUUUGCAAACAUCUUGCCCGCUUUGGCAUUCUCCCUCGACAUGUUUACGAGCACGGGAUCGACGUACGGAGUCAACGAGGUCCUCCUAGCUUCCGUUCUCGGGGCUGUGGUCUUCUCUCUACUGGCUUGCCAACCUCUGGUCAUUGUCGGCGUCACAGGCCCCAUCACCGUCUUCAACUACACCGUGUACGACAUCAUGGAGCCAACCGGCACAAACUACCUAGCAUUCAUGUGCUGGAUCGGCCUGUGGUCACUAGUUUUCCACUGGAUCCUCGCCGUCACGAACUCGUGCAACUGGCUCCGCUACGUCACGCGCUUCCCCUGCGACAUCUUCGGCUUCUACGUGGCCUUCAUCUACCUCCAAAAGGGCAUCCAGGUCCUCCAGAGGCUGGGCGACGCCGAGCCCUUUUACCUCUCUAUCGUCGCCGCCCUGCUCGUCUUCAUGGUCGCCUACCUCUGCGCCGGUGUCGGCGGGAGCAGCCUGUUCCACCACCACGUCCGCGUCUUCCUCAAGGACUACGGCACCCCGCUCACCCUCAUCUUCUUUACGGGGUUUGUGCACAUUGGCAGGAUGGAGCCCGUCGAUCUGGAGGUGCUGCCUACUGGUAUCGCCUUCAUGCCCACGGCGGAUAGGAGUUGGCUUGUGGACUUUUGGAACAUUCCUGUCGGGGAUGUCUUCCUGGCCAUUCCCUUUGCCAUCCUCUUGACCAUUUUGUUUUGGUUCGAUCACAACGUAUCUUCACUCAUCGCACAGGGAACCGAGUUCCCGCUCAAGAAACCCGCUGGAUUCCACUGGGACCUCUUCUUGCUCGGCCUCACAACGGGCGUGGCGGGCAUCCUCGGCCUGCCGUUCCCAAACGGCCUCAUCCCGCAAGCCCCGUUUCACACCGACUCCCUGACAGUCAGCAAAUCAGAACCCGAGACGGACGAAAAGGGCGAGUUCAAGGGCAGCUACGUGACAAAGGCCUCGCAUGUGGUAGAACAGCGCGUGUCCAACCUGGCCCAGGGCCUCCUGACCCUCGGCACGAUGACGGGCCCCCUGCUCGUCGUCCUCCACCUCAUCCCGCACGGCGUGCUCGCCGGCCUCUUCUUCGUCAUGGGCGUGCAGGCCCUCGAGGGCAACGGCAUCACCCUCAAGAUCCUCUUCCUCCUGCGCGACAAGAACCUGACGCCGCCGGGCCACCCGCUGAAGCAGAUCCGUCGGCGCCGCGCCAUCUGGGAGUUUGUGGCUAUCGAGCUCGUCGGGUUCGGCGCCACGUUUGCCAUCACGCAGACCGUCGCCGCCGUGGGGUUCCCCGUUUUUAUCAUGCUGCUUAUCCCUAUCCGCGCCUGGCUUCUGCCGCGCUGGUUCUCGCCCGAGGAGCUGGGCGCGCUUGACGAGGCUACGGCGUCGCCUUUUACUAUGGAGGGUAUCGGUGGUGUACAUGGGGGCGGGGACUCGGGCGAUGAUUCGGACGGGACGCGGGUGUCUGAUUAUGAUAAUGAUGGGGAGGAGGGACGUGGUGGUAGGCAGGCAUCGGGGAACGGAGAUGGCAUCUUUGCGUCGGCGGAGGAACCGGGGAGAAGUCGGGAAGACGUGGCGGAGAUGGGACAGUCGCGGAGUGUGCAGGGUGCGGGAACGACGACGAGGAGAGGAGGGCACGCUGCGACGGCUGAUUGA
Colletotrichum scovillei is the source of this 2662-nucleotide messenger RNA. RefSeq lists its product as uncharacterized. Gene Ontology annotation, molecular function: solute:inorganic anion antiporter activity; borate efflux transmembrane transporter activity. Gene Ontology annotation, biological process: transmembrane transport; monoatomic ion homeostasis; borate transport. NCBI's taxonomy places the organism in Eukaryota, Fungi, Ascomycota, Sordariomycetes, Glomerellales, Glomerellaceae. The record is from RefSeq and is a predicted model, not a curated record. Gene Ontology annotation, cellular component: plasma membrane; fungal-type vacuole. The transcript has 4 exons. The coding region runs from base 749 to 2662 and encodes 637 amino acids.